CAAUACGUAGAGCCCUCUCCCUUGCCUCCCCUUUCCUCUCUUCUUCCCUCAUAAGCCCAUGCAUACAUAGUAACACUUUCUUUAAAUCAACCCCUCCCCACCCUUUCUCAACUUCUUUAAACUCCUUUGCCUUCCCCUCUUGCUCUCCCUUAGUCUGAUCUUUUCUCUCUCUCCUUAUGGAUUCUUCCACAGGGAGUUUAGAGACCUCAGCCAAUUCUCACCUGACCUCGACCUCUUUGUCCUUCUCCUCCCCGUUUCCAACCUCCUUCACUGAGCUCCUCGCUGGAGUCGGCGAUGAUAACAGCGUGGACCGCCCGAGAAAACCGGCGAGCGAGGGGCUUUCAGAUCUGGCAGGUCAGGGCAGGGGAGGUAUACCCAAGUUCAAGUCUAUACCUCCUCCCUCAUUGCCCAUCUCCCCUCCUCCUAUCUCUCCCUCUUCCUACUUUGCCAUCCCGAAUGGUCUAAGCCCUGCUGAGCUCCUGGAUUCUCCAGUCCUCCUCUCUUCUUACAUCUUUCCAUCUCCAACCACUGGGACUUUUCCUUCACAGGCUUUCAAUUGGAGGUCCACCUCUGGUAAUCCUCAACAGGGCGUCAAGGAGGAAGACAGGGCCUACUCUGAUUUCUCUUUCCAGCCCCACACAAAGCCUAUGAUCUCCCAAUUAGCAUCCUUCCAGCCUUCUUCAGCUGCAGUCUCUACGGAAGAGGCCUUCAAAGGACUUCAACCAUGGAGUUACCAUGAGAUCGGCAACAAUAAUUCCGAACUAGCUUCACAAAAGACCAACAUCAGCGCUGUGGACAUGGCACCAAUCCGAACUAGUUCUUCAGAGAUUCCAACUCUGCAGGCCAAUUCACAAAGCAACAACAACGGUGGGUACCAACCGGAUUACAACCAUUCCAACCAAGCUGCUCAGACCCUGAGAGAGCAGAGAAAGUCAGAUGAUGGCUACAAUUGGAGGAAGUAUGGGCAGAAACAGGUGAAAGGAAGCGAGAAUCCACGGAGCUACUACAAGUGCACCUACCCGAAUUGCCCAACAAAGAAGAAGGUGGAGAAGAACUUCGACGGGCAGAUCACUGAGAUUGUGUACAAGGGAACCCACAACCACCCAAAGCCUCCACCCAAUAGAAGAAACUCUGCCUCUUCUCAGGCAAUUCAGGGUUGUCUCCCUUCUGAAGCAUCCGAUCAUUCGUUCGGUGGGCGAUCGGGCACCGUGAUCGACUCCGUCAUGACGCCCGACAAUUCCUCAGCUUCCUUUGGUGAGGACGAUGCUGAUAUGAGCUCUCAGAGGAGCAACCCCGGGGGUGUUGACUUUGAUGAAGACGAACCUGAUGCCAAGCGUUGGAAGAAAGAAGGUGAGAAUGAAGGGACAUCAGCUUCAGGAAAUAGAACAGUGAGGGAACCCAGGGUGGUGGUUCAGACCACAAGUGAUAUCGAUAUCCUCGAUGACGGGUAUCGGUGGAGAAAAUAUGGGCAGAAGGUGGUGAAGGGCAAUCCAAAUCCAAGGAGCUACUACAAAUGCACGACUGUGGGUUGCCCGGUGAGGAAACACGUGGAGAGGGCAUCGAAUGAUCCAAGGGCGGUCAUCACAACGUACGAGGGCAAGCACAACCAUGAUGUUCCUGCAGCUCGGGGAAGUGGGGGGCACGCAAUGAACAGGCCAUUAACAGAUACCAACAGCAGCAUCAGCAUGGCAAUAAGGCCUUCAGCCAUAGCCAACCAUGCAAACCACGGCACUGCUAACUCUCUCUUCGGGGGACGGCUCCAUGCAUCGGAAAGCCAGGCUCCAUUUACACUAGAGAUGCUGCAGUCCCCGCCGAGCUUCUUUUGCUCUGGAUAUGAGAAUUCGAUGAAUUCCUUCAUGAAUCAGCCGCAGCAUCAGCAGCAGAGACACAUGGAGAGAAUGCUCCCUAAAACUAAAGAAGAACCAAGAGAGGACUUGUUCCUGGAGUCACUGCUGUUCUGAAAAGGAUCGGUUUCUGGUGAUUCGAAUAAUGCUGUAUAUCGCAUGGUUGGUGUAAAUUUCCAGUGAUAUAGUGAAAGUUUCAUUUGUUCAUUUGUUUGAGGCCCUUUUGCACUAGAGACCGGGCCUCUGAUACUCUUGUAACAUUUCUGUAUCACUAUUUUCUAAAACAGAAGGAAGGAGACCACGAGCAAUUUGAAUAUGUUA
Messenger RNA from Phoenix dactylifera (date palm), 2165 nucleotides. RefSeq names its product WRKY transcription factor WRKY24-like. NCBI's taxonomy places the organism in Eukaryota, Viridiplantae, Streptophyta, Magnoliopsida, Arecales, Arecaceae. Gene Ontology annotation, molecular function: DNA-binding transcription factor activity; sequence-specific DNA binding. The record is from RefSeq and is a predicted model, not a curated record. Gene Ontology annotation, biological process: regulation of DNA-templated transcription.